ACAACAACAACAAUGUUAUUAUAACAACAAAUGAAUUAAAAUCACCAAUCAAAAAUCGUUCAAGAUCUAAUUCAACAAUGCUCACAUCAUCAUCAUCAACAACAUCAUCAUCAACAUGUUCAAUAUCAUCAUCAAUAGCACAACAACAACAACAACAACAACCUUCAAUCGAAAAUGAUAUUCAUUCAACAGGAAGUGGAAAUAGUAGUGGUGGUGGUGGUGGUGGUUUUACACGUUCUCGUGGUCUAGCAGCACGUGCACGUAAAGGUGCAUUAAAAAAGAAAACAAUAUUUGCCGUACAGGAUCAUAAAUUUCUUCCACGUUUUUUUAAACAGCCAACAUUUUGUUCACAUUGUAAAGAUUUUAUAUGGGGAUUUGGUAAACAAGGUUUCCAAUGUCAGAUUUGUUCAUAUGUUGUACAUAAACGUUGUCAUGAAUUUGUUGCAUUCAAAUGUCCCGGUGUUGAUAAAGGUCUUUUAAGUGGACAACAACAACAACAUCAACAACAACGACGAUCCGGUCAACAUCAUCAAGAUGGUGAUCGUACUAGACAUCAAUUUCAAGUACAUACAUAUACAUCACCAACAUUUUGUGAUCAUUGUGGAUCAUUAUUAUAUGGUCUUAUACAUCAAGGUUAUAAAUGUAAAGCAUGCGAUAUGAAUGUACAUAAAAAAUGUCAAGAUUUGGUACCAAAUCUAUGUGGCUGUGAUCAUACUGAACGUCGUGGUCGUAUACAAUUAAAAAUCUAUUCAAAUGAUGAACAGAAUAAAUUAUUUUGUGAAAUUAAACAAGCACGUAAUCUAAUACCAAUGGAUCCAAAUGGUUUAUCCGAUCCAUAUGUAAAAUGUAAACUAGUGCCUGAUAAUGGUCAUGGUGUUAAAAGAAAAACACGUACAAUAAAAUCAUCAUUAAAUCCUGAAUGGAAUGAAACACUUGUAUUUGAUCUUAAAUCAGAUGAUAAAGAUCGUCGUCUUUUAAUUGAAAUAUGGGAUUGGGAUCGUACAACACGUAAUGAUUUUAUGGGUGCAUUAUCAUUUGGUGUUUCAGAAUUAUUAAAAAAUCCGGCUGAUGGUUGGUUUAAAUUAUUAACACAAGAAGAAGGUGAAUAUUAUAAUGUACCUGUACCGGCUGCCGGUGAAGAUGUUCGUGUUUUAUUAGAUAUGCGUCUUAGAUCUGUUACAUCUAAUGUAACAUCAUGGCAAAAAAAUGAUAGUGAUUCUGGUUUAGGUGAUAAUUUAAGUUAUUGUUCAACAUUAGAUCAUGUUACUGCUGCAAUGAAUAAUCUUGGUCAUCAUCAUCAUAAUCAUCCAUUACAAUUUGAUCAAUCAUCAAUAUUAACAAAUUUACCACAUAAUAUGAGUAAACAAGAUGUGAUACGUUCAACUGAUUUUAAUUAUAUUAUGGUACUUGGAAAAGGUUCAUUUGGUAAAGUAAUGUUAGCCGAACGUAAAGGAACUGAUGAAUUAUAUGCAGUAAAAAUAUUAAAAAAAGAUAUUAUCAUACAGGAUGAUGAUGUUGAAUGUGCAAUGGUUGAAAAACGUGUUUUAGCAUUAGCAGAUAAACCACCAUUUCUUGUACAAUUACAUUCUUGUUUUCAAACAAUGGAUCGUCUUUAUUUUGUUAUGGAAUAUGUUAAUGGUGGUGAUCUAAUGUUUCAAAUACAACAAUGUGGUAAAUUUAAGGAACCAAUUGCCGUAUUUUAUGCUGCCGAAAUUGCUAUUGGUUUAUUUUUUUUACAUUCAAGAGGUAUUGUUUAUCGUGAUCUUAAACUAGAUAAUGUUUUAUUAGAUCAAGAUGGUCAUAUAAAAAUUGCCGAUUUUGGUAUGUGUAAAGAAAAUAUAUUUGGUGAUAAACGUACAAAAACAUUCUGUGGUACACCGGAUUAUAUAGCACCGGAAAUUAUACUUUAUCAACCAUAUGGUAAAUCGGUGGAUUGGUGGGCAUAUGGUGUAUUAUUAUAUGAAAUGCUUGUUGGACAACCACCAUUCGAUGGUGAAGAUGAAGAAGAAUUAUUUGCUGCAAUUACUGAUCAUAGUGUUUCAUAUCCAAAAUCAUUAUCCAAAGAAGCAAAAGAUAUAUGUCGUGCAUUGUUAGUAAAAAAUCCGGAUAAACGUCUUGGUUGUUCAUUGGAAACCGGUGAAGAAGAUGUACGUUCACAUCCAUUUUUUCGUCGUAUUGAUUGGGAUAAAAUUGCUAAACGUGAAGUACAACCACCAUUUAAACCUAAAAUAAAACAUCGUAAAGAUGUUAGUAAUUUUGAUAAACAAUUUACAUCUGAACGUACCGAUCUAACACCAACUGAUCGUCUAUUUAUGAUGAAUUUAGAUCAAACAGAAUUUCUUGGUUUCAGUUAUCUUAAUCCGGAAUUUAUUCAACAUGUAUAAAUUUGUUACAAUUGUGUUUGUAUCUUUUCGAUAGAGGUUAUCAGUCAAAUGAUAAUAUCCAGCCAGCCAAACAAAAUUUUGGAAAAAUGAAAAUAAAGUUUUGGCUGAAUAAAAAUGUUGAUACAUUCGUACUGACGAAAUUGGAAUCUGCUGAAAUUGAAAAAAAAAGAUUCAAGAACGGAACGAAACAAAAAAUAAUAACGGAAUUCAUUUGAAUUUAUAUUUUUCUCG
Dermatophagoides pteronyssinus (European house dust mite) is the source of this 2615-nucleotide messenger RNA. It is a transcript of the gene Pkc53E, whose product is annotated as Protein C kinase 53E. The record is from RefSeq and is a predicted model, not a curated record. Gene Ontology annotation, molecular function: ATP binding; diacylglycerol-dependent serine/threonine kinase activity. Gene Ontology annotation, biological process: protein phosphorylation. NCBI's taxonomy places the organism in Eukaryota, Metazoa, Arthropoda, Arachnida, Sarcoptiformes, Pyroglyphidae.